AACGAUAAGAUGUUAAGCGAGAAGCUCCUGAAUGUGCAAUUCACCAUCAAGAUCCAGAGAACGCUCCCGACGGAGCAGAGGGACUGGGUACGCUUGCGCUCUUCGCACACCCCUGUCGUAGAAGAGGAAGUGAGGUCACAGGAGGAAGGAGCUCCUAAACAACGGGCCAAAGGGAACCAGAAGGCAGCAGAACAUCAACAUGGCAUAGAUGAGACAGGGGUGGAGAGGAGAGUCCAGGAGCAUCACCAACACCUACAGCUCUCAAACACUGUCAAUAAGGUCAAAUACUCUAGGAAAGAGGCAAGGGGGAAAGUUUCAGCAGUAAAGGCAACCCUGCCCAAAGUUACACUGGGUAAUGAUAAGUUGCAUUUGGGGGUUCCUGGGUCUGUGGUUCUCCAGCUGGGCCACCCAGCUAUCAGAGCAGUAUCCACCCUGCCUCACAAACCUCCCCAGCUCCCCUCAACCAAUCAGCUGAAGAGUAGAAACAGCCCUGCCACUUUAGGCACCAACUCUGUAGUUGAAGGGGUGAUAAGCGAUUUAAAUCCGGAAGUCGCCACCGCCACCUGUCGGCCGAAGAACCAUAUCGUCUUUCUCAAGACGCACAAAACGGCCAGCAGCACCAUCCUGAACAUCUUAUAUCGCUAUGGCGACAGCCGCAAUCUGACCUUCGCCCUUCCGCUGAACAAGCACAGCCAGCUAUUCUAUCCCUUCUUCUUCGCCUCACACUUUGUGGAGGGAGUGAGGAGCCGCAGUGUCAAAGAGUUCCACAUUAUGUGCAACCACAUGAGGUUCAGACCACCAGAGGUGAGUUCUAUCGUCAUAGCACAGGAGGUUGGUAGCACCUUAAUUGGGGAGGACUGGCUUGUGGCAAUGGCUGGAGCAGAAUGGUAUCAAAUACAUCAAACACAUGGUUUCCAUGUGUUUCGAUGCCAUUCCAUUUGCUCUGUUCUGGCCAUUAUUAUGAGCCGUCCUCCCCUCAGCAGCCUCCACUGCAUUAUAGGUAAUAUCGAAGUUCAGACUAACACAAGUUGAAUUUUACUAUCUUUUCCCCAGAAAAAAUAUGAUUAUUUUACCAAUAAUUGUUCAAUUAUGACACACCACCAAGGCAUCACUAACACAUUUUGUUCUUAUUUUGGUAUUUUCCCUUUGUCUCUCAGGUGAGGAAGGUGAUGCCCAAGGACACGUUUUACUUCUCCAUCCUGAAGAACCCCGUUGCGAUGAUGGAGUCCAUCUUCACCUACUACAAGAGCAUCCCCGCCUUCCACAAGGCCCACAGCCUGGACGACUUCCUUGACAAUGGUUGGCGUGAUUACAACACGUCCCUGCCCAACAACCAUUACGCCCGUAACAUCCUGACCUUUGACUUUGGCUUCGACAACAACGUCGCCACAGAGACGCCCGGAGACCUGGAGACGCGGGCCGCCACAGCCAUUGGCGCCAUUGAGCAGGACUUCCACCUCAUCCUCAUCUCAGAGUACUUUGACGAGUCCAUGAUCCUGCUCAAGCGCGCCCUCUGCUGGUCUCUGGAUGACGUCGUCUCCUUCAAGUUGAACAGCAGGAGCGAGCGCGCACGUCACAUGCUCUCCCCGCACACUGCCGACAAGAUCAGAGCCUGGAACGGCCUUGACUGGCGGCUUUACCUGCACUUUAACGCCACCUUCUGGCGACACGUGGACACUACGGUGGGGCGUGAGGCGAUGAGGCGGGAGGUGACUCGGCUGCAGGAGCGACGUGCCGAGCUAGCCAAAACCUGCCUGAAGGAUGGUGGUGCAGUGGACCCGUCGCAGGUGAAGGACGCCGGGCUGAAGCCCUUCCAGUACGGGGCAGCCAUAAUCCAGGGCUACAACCUGAACCCUGGGCUGUACGGGCCCACCAAAACACGCUGUCAGAACCUGGUCACUCCUGAGCUGCAGUACACAGACACUCUCUACACCAAGCAGUUCCCUGAGCUUGCCGCCAGGCAGAGACAGGCCGCCAAACUGGCUGCCUCACAGCGUCAGCCUGGUCCAGCCAAGGUCAGCCCGAACAAAGCAGCCAUGCCUGGGCCGGUGAGGGUGAGGGAGGCCCGACACAGUAGGACAGCCAGGAGUGGACCCAGAAACCCUAAUGCUCAGAACCAAAAUGACCUACCCCCAAGUGCCCUGUCUAAAAUCACUGCAGCUAGAAGUGACAGAAACAUGCCUUGAUGGGGGGGCUCUUUCAACACAGACUAUGGGACUAGUGGGAUGAUCCACAGGAGCUCAUUGCUGCUAAGUACUGUUUUUUAAGCUGAACAGCCAAUGGCUAUGUUUUGUCUGUGCAGUGAGGACGUUUCGCUGCACAUUAUGCUUACUCUGGCUGGCUGCAGUGCAUAGGACCAGUUGACUGACUUUGGCUGCACUAGGAUAAGCUCUAGUGUUUCUACCCAACGAUGCUGGACCUGUGUGGGUGGAGGGGAUGGAUUUGGGGGAGGAAGAGGAGGAAGAGUAGGAAGGAGAGGGAGAGUGCACCUGGGGUGACUAUCCUGCCUUGACUGGUUAGACUGGAAGUAGCCUUCGUGGCACACAUCUCCUAAACCCUCUCAUCUAAUCUCUCCCCUUGAUCUUGUCACACACACUGAGGUUUAGAAUUUGAACCCUUGGGGUGUACUAUAGUUUCAAUGGGACAUACUUGGUCCCAUUGAUUAAAUUGAUUGGGGUUGGGUAAGGCCUGUAGUACAGUCUGUCUGCUAACACCAAAAGACAAGCAAUACCUCCACUUUACCGUAUGUGCUCUCAUUUAGACAGGAAAUAUCUCAGGACUCAUUUCUCUGAGUUGAUCUAAACUUUACUCAGAGAUAAGGUGGCUCAAUUUGGAGGUGAAUAAAAUACAUGAUGCUAUGGUAAACAUGUAGAC
Coregonus sp. 'balchen' is the source of this 2874-nucleotide messenger RNA. The record is from the annotation of a GenBank genome assembly. NCBI's taxonomy places the organism in Eukaryota, Metazoa, Chordata, Actinopteri, Salmoniformes, Salmonidae.